This is a messenger RNA of Nerophis lumbriciformis (worm pipefish), 633 nucleotides long. The record is from RefSeq and is a predicted model, not a curated record. NCBI's taxonomy places the organism in Eukaryota, Metazoa, Chordata, Actinopteri, Syngnathiformes, Syngnathidae.
AUGGGCUCCGUUUCCAAUCAGGAAUUUCCAGGGGUGUGCAAGCCGGACGAGGAUGAGGGUCCGAGCCCGGCCGAGGAGGACUCGCAGACCCUCCAGGGCCUGGGUUCGUGCAAGUGGUUCAACGUGCGCAUGGGUUUUGGCUUUCUGUCCAUGACGAGCCGGGACGGCGUGCAGCUGGACGAGCCCGUGGACGUGUUCGUGCAUCAGAGCAAGUUGCACAUGGAGGGCUUCCGCAGCCUGAAAGAAGGCGAAGCCGUGGAGUUUACCUUCAAAAAAUCCUCCAAGGGGCUAGAGUCGCAGCGGGUCACAGGCCCUGGCGGAAUCCACUGCUUGGGCAGCGAGCGCAGACCCAAAGGCAAGAAAGUCCAAAAAAGACGCUCCAAAGGAGACCGGUGCUACAACUGCGGCGGCCUGGACCACCACGCCAAAGAGUGCAAGUUACCGCCUCAGCCAAAAAAGUGCCACUUCUGCCAGAGCAUCGAUCACAUGGUAGCCAACUGUCCAAUCAAAGCGCAGCAGUCGUCGCCAGGUUCUCAGGGAAAGCCGCCCUCCUCAAAGGGCGACGAGGACGAGCAAUCCGGACGCGCCUCCGCCCAGCCGCCUCCACUUGCUCCUCAGGAGACCUCCGCUUAA